AGCUUCAGUCUCCGGUUGUAACCCAAAUUGAACGCACCUUAUCGACUCGAGUCUUAGAUUCCCAGAUCCCACGAUGUAUUCCGAUCCCGCCCAGGAUUCUGUGGCGACGCAGACGGAGGCGCAGCCGAAUCCCUCGCCGGUCUGCACACCACUGCUGAUGGUGGACGAGGAUGGACGGAAGCGGUACUGCUACCAUGGCGGAAAGUGCAAGUGCGGCACGUGCGCCAAAAUCCGGGAGCAGCAGGCGAUGCAACUGGACCAGGAGCUACUGGCCUACCUUCCGCACUCGAGACUGCAACUUGAAGUGCCGAUUCGAAUGGUCAAGCCGAAGCAGUACCGCCUGGAAGCCCGGAGAGCUGCUCCGGAACUCGCCAAGCAGCUGCGGGAGGACCACGAGAGGCUGAGGAAAGAGUACCCGAUCUACUACCUUCCGGAUCGGUACUUCGCCGACAAAUUCUGGGAGGUGCCAGGACCUCAGCACAAGCAGACCCAGACGGACAUCCCUAUCGGACGGUACGGCAUCGAUGGAUGUCCCUGUCCCGAAAAGACCCUCUGCUACGAUCUGUAGUCCUGGGUAGGAUUCGAUGGGAAAAUGGGGGAUUAAUAAAAAGUGCCAGGUGCGAAGAGUG
Molecule: messenger RNA, 629 nt
Organism: Drosophila ficusphila
Lineage: Eukaryota; Metazoa; Arthropoda; Insecta; Diptera; Drosophilidae
Exons: 1
Coding region: 74-568 (164 amino acids)
Source: RefSeq, a predicted model, not a curated record